AGACGCCGCACGUGUAGGGUCGCGUCAUUUGCACGCGAUAUGUCGAUAAACCAGGACGGUAGAUUUGAGUGACAACUUCCCAAUCCAACCGCUCAAAAUGAAAAAUUGGAAUACGCAACCCUCUCUCAAGCUUUCCUCAGGUUCUAUAAAAAAAUUGAAUACCACCAGCUCUUGUGCUGACUUCGCCAGAAGUUUCUUUGAAAUUGAAAAGCUUUCACCAAUCUUCGUGUCUGUGUGUGGCUCUCACUGACCUCUCCUCCUUCCAAAAAUUUCGCAGCAAGAUGUCGGACGAGGAGCACCACUUCGAAUCCAGCGACGCCGGAGCUUCCAAGACCUAUCCUCAGCAAGCUGGUAACAUCCGUAAAGGUGGUUACAUCGUCAUCAAGGGCCGUCCCUGCAAGGUGGUUGAGGUUUCGACUUCAAAGACUGGGAAGCACGGUCAUGCAAAAUGUCACUUUGUCGCCAUUGAUAUCUUCACUUCUAAGAAGCUCGAAGAUAUUGUUCCUUCUUCCCACAAUUGUGAUGUGCGUCCUGUUCCACAUGUGAACCGUACUGAUUACCAGUUGAUUGAUAUCUCUGAAGAUGGCUUUGUCAGCCUUCUUACUGACAAUGGUAGCACUAAGGAUGAUCUCAAGCUACCAACAGAUGAAACUCUACUCACACAGCUCAAGGCUGGGUUUGAUGAGGGCAAGGAUAUUGUCGUCUCUGUCAUGUCUGCAAUGGGAGAAGAGCAGAUGUGUGCCCUGAAGGAAGUUGGUCCCAAGUAAUAAAGUAAGCAUUCUGCUCUGCUCCUCUGUUACGGAGGAGUCAAAUAUUAUAAGGAAAAGUUUGGUCCUUUUCUCUUUUACUUCUUAGUAAUUAUAAAUCCCUUAUGUGUUUUGAUUAAUGAUACCUCCUUCUCUAUCUUACUAUUGUUGACAGUUCCAAAGCUAUUACUAUGAUAUUACUACAUAUAUGUGUCUGUGAUGUGGUAUUCUUUAAACCCUCCCCAAAGUAAUUAAAACUCUUCAUUAGACUGUUUAAUGUCUGAGAGAAGUGGACUCUUGAAGUCUUUACAUUGUCAUCGACUAUUCUUGCAAUUCUUGCAAAUGCUUAAAUCUUCGAGAUAAGCAAUACUAUAGUCGCAUCGUUGGGCAAAUACAUUGUGUUCUAACCACAUAAUCUUGAGACAAGGUAAAGAAACUGACUCGAAAUCAAACCAUUGAAACCCGACGGAGUCAGUGUCUCCCAGAUAUGAAGGCUUUAAGGCAAAUUACGUAUAAACACUCACGCAAUCACAUGACUCUUAACAUCAGGGUGAUUAAGCUUUACGGUUUACCCUUAGCUAGAGUCUAUCCAGCACGUGACGCAAGACUGAUCAUUCUCAUCUCUCCCAUUACUUAAUUUGAGCUUGUCAAAACAUCAAAAUCCCUAG
Molecule: messenger RNA, 1414 nt
Organism: Thlaspi arvense
Lineage: Eukaryota; Viridiplantae; Streptophyta; Magnoliopsida; Brassicales; Brassicaceae
Source: the annotation of a GenBank genome assembly